CUUCAUAGGUGCUGCUCGUUAACAGCACUUGCCCCAACACUCCAGGCUAUACGGGGGUCUUUGUAGUGGGAACCACUUGGACGUUGCGGCUGUGCUGCCAUGCUGUGACUGACCCAUCGUCAUUAAUCGGCUCAGCGGCUUGACUUCUUAUCUCGUCACAAAAGGUCCCUCACGCAGAUGACAAAUUUACACCACUGUCCUCAUCGUUCUGGAUUUACAAGCAAUCAUACACAUGAAUAUUGAUUGCAUGGGGAGUAGUGGUGGGAGGGGGGGGGGGGCUUGAUUUGUGCAAACAUUUUAACUGGUAAGCCAUGAAUUUGUAAUUGUUUAAAUAAAUCUGGGUGACACUUAAUUGAGAGAGAUUGGCCCAAAUAAAUUGUUGUUCGCAACAUGGCAACUGGUGACAUUUGGCACAUUGAUCAUUCAUCUGUUCUGCAUAAGCUGAAAGCCGAGACCUUUUGUUUGUGGGGGCUCUUUUUGGUAGUGCUUUCUGAAUAAGGGGCAUUCGGGUUUAAAUUAUUUUGCAUAAUUCCUGGAUGGGAAUUUAAAAUGUGUGCACUGCCAAAAUGCACAAGUAUUCCUGCAUGCAGCGCAUGUAGUCAUGCAAACAACACAUUAUGAUCACCCUGGCUGGUCUCGUCACGAUUCGAACUGCACAGCAGAGGCCCACCGGAAUUAUUUUACGGGAAUAAUCAUCCAUGGAGGAACUUGUUUCACAAUUAAACGUAACCUAGCAGGUGAAAUUGUCAUCUGAUUAGGCCGUGUAUAACUUAGCCUAGCGCUUUGUCUUUGUCAGUCUUGCAAGGGUGCUGAAAGUUGUCAAAAGGGAUGUGGUAAAGCUUGAGUCUUAGGGUGAUGUCAUUCUAUUUUGAAAUGCGACUGUGGUGAGGGAGAGUGGAUUAUCGUCACAGCUCCUGGCUUUGUGACUACAGUGCUUGGAAGUCUGCCACUGCACUUAACUCCUUGGAUACAUUUUAUACCAGCAUGAAACCAACUGAUGUUUACUGCGAUAUUGGAUUCAAAAAUGUCUUCAUCGUAUUGUGAAAAUCUAUUGGUUUGCCCGACUGGGCUGUACGUUUUGCACUUUGGUAGAAAUAUUUGUGCCACGAAUGUGAUGAUUAUUGCUGCUGUAUAAUAUCUUGGACAACACUGUAAACGAUAUUUUACAUAUCGCAAACCCCGACAAAGGACUUAAAAUGCUAUUGAUACCCAGAAUUGCUUCAAAAGUAGCGUUUGAGAAGAAAUAUGUAAACAUAGAUUUACCGUAAUAUACUGUAUGUAUUCUAUAACUUGAUGGAAUACUUGCUCAAUGCUCAUAGAAUUACACCAUUGAUUUAUUAUAUGGCUAAGUCUUGUACAUACUAAUAUUCAUAACACAGUACUGUAUUCUAUUGUAUUGUCAUUCCGGAAUAAUAACAUAGCAAAAACAAAGCCUAAUCAUGGCGUAAGACCCAUAUGCACAAUACUGUACUGUGAGCUUAUGUCCCGCUCUGAGAAGUUAGGCCCAUUCCUUUUUGAAAAGUUUUGCGUUUGAGGGAAACAAUUGCCUGAAUAAAAGUGACAUAUAUACGAGGGUAUAACAUUCAAAAUCCUAACCGGGAGGUCUGAAAUCAAAUUGCUGUACUGCUUCCUACAUAACAUUUUGUUUCCCUUACAGGCAUUUGUCUCACCCAGGCUCCAUCUCUGUGUGAUCCACCAGCUCCACUUUUGCUUGAAUUGCGGGCAUGACCCUGCCAUCACGCCGAGUCAAAUUCGCGCUGUUGAAUUCUGGCAAUUAAACGGAGUGAACAUGCACAUUUUCUUUCGGGCAUUCCUAAUAUCCUCCCUCCACUUUCAUUUUCCUCAAAGAGGCCUAGAGCUUGUGAAUUGAAGUGAAAGGGAGAAUUAAAGGCGUGGAAAUGUGCCACGUUGGCAUUUUUAACACGCGAAGUUGGAACAGUCCCAAGGACAUGAUGGCAUUUAGAAAUUACAUUCCUCCAAAAUGUAAUCAGCUUUUCUUUCCUAUUGCAUAGAGUGCUAUGCUUUAGGUUUUAUUUUUCGAUAUAGGGCAGAAUGUUAAUUAUGUCCUGCCCAAUGUAAUGUAGACAAGUUAUUGAAAUGCAUAUGCAUUCCCUUACUGCAUAUAUAACAAAACAUGGGUUAAUUAUUUCACAGUGCGUACAGCAAACUCCACUUAGAGAAAUGCGUCUCCUGCAAAAUAAAAAACAACGCGAAUAUGGAGCCAUGGGCAGUGUGUUCAGUAUGGCAUAUUCAGUCCGUAACCUAACACACUAAUACUUACAUACAGUUGUUCACAUACAUUAAAGAAUACAGCUUAAUUAUGCCUUUAUGCUGGUUCGCAUGGAUCCAUUUAGCUACAUGCCGAUAUCACCCAUUUGUUCUUAUUAUCUGGUAUUAAUUUUUUUUAUUAACGUCCACUGUAAAAAAAUAACACGACAGUCGAACAGAAUAUCAAGCUUUGAGGCUUGAUGUAAAAUCUUAGGAUGAAGAUGAAUGAUGUGGAACCAUGACACCUCCACUUAGCACGGUUGGCUACGUACGGCGCGAUAGAAGUUCAACGUACUGUACAUGACACGACGUGCAGGAAAGAUGGUGCAGAAUUGGCAGACUUUAACAAAUUUGCUCUGGACAUAUUCUGCGGAUUCUGCAGAAUGACCAGGUUUGUUUGGACGCGUCCUCGGGGAUACCAACCGAGGAGAUGGAACAAUUGAAUUGAGCUCACGCGCAUGUGCUGGGUGGAUUGUUUACCCCGCGGGAUCGUGGGAGCUGGCGGCAUAUUGGGGGAGGCCUUCAUUCAGCAGGUGAUUGACCAUGGCUGAUGAUGAUGUCACAUUUGUGACUAUUCAGGCACUACGUGACAUCUUGCGGGAAAACGGGAGCUGAAGGCACCUUAUGCUUGUCAACUUUCUUUUCAGCGCUUAUUGCGUUUGUUGAGGAAGACUUGUUUAUAUACUGUGUAUAUAUUUUUUAGGAAAGUUUGUUCAAUUCAUCCGUAAAAUGUACAGUAAAUAUUGUUUUACAUUUUUCAAUGUUCAAAUCAUAAUUGAUGGCUUUCUAUUACAAUUUCUAGGCCAAUGUUAGGUGGGCGUAUUGACGCAGAGGUUAGCACAUUGUGCUGUGAAUCCAGCGUUCUAUGUUCAUUUCUCAGCUACGACGAACAUCAGUGGCAAGGGCGAUAUCUGAAGGAUGGUCAAACAAUCCCCACGAUCAUCACAGUUUGGAGAAGCCUUCACCAAGCAGUGAAUGGACUAAGUAAUGUAAAAUAUUAUUACGUUUCUCGUCAAUAUUAAAGUUUGUGGAAAUUGAGCGGAAAGAAUGUAAGAAAAGAUGUUGUGAUGCCGUCCCUUUUGUGCUCAUUAAUAUAACAUGCCAAGCUCUCCAUUCUUCAAGAGCCUUUUACCUGGGCAAUUAGGCAAUUCCUGACUUUUAUUGAUUUAAAUAUCUAAACCAUGACCAUCUGUUGAAGGGGACGUUUAGUGUUAUUGAAUACAUGUUUUAAAAGAGAUGGCAAACCAUUGUAUAAGUGUUUAUUGUCUGUUCUGUGUUUAAGGCACAAUAUGUAGCUUUGCUUUAAAUUACAGUUUUUUUUAUAAUUUUAAAUUUUACUAGCAUGCACACUUAAGAGCUCAUCGUAUAUAAUUAAAAUCUGAUUCCACUUUAACCAAUGCUAAAGGUUUCAAUCAGUAACCAGCGACCCAACUUGUAGGUCACUCCGAAUCUGUAAGUAAGCGUUAAUUUUGCCUGCCAAAUGUUUUCAAAUUAAAACAAAUUAGUGCAGCAAAAUAAAAAAAUAGAAAAAACUCAAUAUUGCGUGGGAGAUGUUAGUCCAUUAUCAUUUGCAGUUAAGACUGCCAUAUCUUGCUGCACUUGAAAACAUUGUUUGCAUUGGAUGUCUGUCUGACCUUUGAACUCAGAAUCUCUUGAGAUUAUAAAGGUGCUGUACCCAGAGGAAGGCGCGGACUUCCUUGGCCACUUUGUAAAACUCUGUAAUUAGACUUUGAAACAGCACAAUAUUCAUUUUUGUUAGGAAUGUUUAAUGAAGUGACUUACACCAAUAGAGUCAUUAUUAUACAUCACUUUCUCCUGUAAUUUUUGGCUUGCGGAUUAAGUGUUCCACCUAGCCUGGCACUCGGCGCUGCGGUGACAUCACUGUCACUUGCAGAUGAAGAAAAUAUAAAAAUUUGUCGAAAAAAAGUUGCAUAAGGUAGCGUAAUAACAACUCAGUGUUCAUAGGAACACCAUGCGAAACGGAAAAAUAAAUAAACGGAAUUUUUCGUUACAUUUUCUACGAUACAAGUUUCAAUCUUACUUUAAAAAAAAGUAACAGAGGGAGGCGCCUCCCUCUGUGACCGUGGCAAGCUCGCUAAACAGUUCAGGGGCUCUGUCGGCAAAUGCUCUGCCACCUAUAUCGACAUUAUUGCACGGUUCAUACAUUUUAGUGCGUGAACUACAGUGGCAGAGCGCGUGCAUGGUGGCGAUACACUCGCGUGAUACGAUGAUUGUGUCUGUGCACACGCGUAGUAGUAGUAGUAAUUUCAUGAAAAGCGUCGGGGGUUAUAGUUGCGGAUGAUGUUCCCCAACACCCAAGUCGCCAGGCGGUAACCAUGGAAGCGUAGGAACACAACGGCGUCGUCUUUGUGAACGCGGCCUCUGCACCACGGCGAACCACCCCGGGCUGGGCUGAUGUCACAAGAGGAGAAAAAAAGAAGCUCGUCUAUAGAAGGAAAAAAAAAGCACAAACACGAGCCAACGUCACGUACGAGUUGGCGCACAACAAGGCUACAUGAGUUAUCCGAGUUUUCACAGGGGUUAUGUUCACUAAAUGCAAGCAAAAUUCCCGUUUGAGUUGAUUUGUUACACGGAUGAUGCCGUUUUUGACGUUUGCCUGGAUAAUUUGCAAGGGAGAUCCGUGGUGCCAUGAGCACAGUAAUGUCAACAAGACAAAUACAAACAACAUCGAUAUUGCAGAGGACGGGUGCAGGGCCCUUAAGGAAUAUUGCACAAUUAGCAAACUAUGUAUUGAACCUAUUUAAGCGUCACAUUCAUUGAAGCAUAGCCCAAAACGGCCAUUGAGUGCCUUACAUUAAUCCUUUGUUAUAAUGGAAAUCUAGUCGAAGCAGAAUUGUUGAAGUCAGAUUCCAAGUAUUUCACGUGAAAUCUUGCCUUCUUAACACUGUCGGCGGUUACGUGCUAAAUGCGAGCGUAAGCAAAUGUUAAGGGUCUUUAGGAUGAGAUUGAUGGAUGUGAAGAAGGGCUUUGUCUGCUGCGUUUCCCUGCACAACCAUGUGUGCCAAGGCCCCACUCGGAGUGAGAGGGGAGGGGGGCCAGGGAAUUGUGAGAGAAUGGGCGCAUGACCAGAACCCAUCUUGGGCAUUUCAACCACACCCACCUCAAGGCAUUUCUCGUGUGGGCAGGUGCUUAAUUAGUGGCUGCCCUUCCAUGGGGAAUAGAAUUUUGAUUGAUUGGUUUUGGCUCCUGCUGAGGCUGGUCACUGUAAGAUGGCUACAGGCAGAAGCCCCUAAAAGCCUCUCUUUUCCUCAACGUUCUUGUCACCAGCACUCAGGGUUUUUGGUGACAUGAUAAUGGGUGCCUGGUGGCUCAAAUGGUGAUUGAUGGUGAUUCUCAUUGCACAGUAUCUUUAUGCUGAUACCGUUUGAGUUUUAUAUUCCAAAAUACAAAUGAGUAUCGUGAAGGACAAACUCAUUUUUUUUGGUAAGACAGACUUGUGAAAACGUGUCAGCGUUUUAAGAGUUUUUUUCGUGGUGUUCAGUUUGUAGUACUCCUGAACCUCUGAUUAGAGCGGUUGGCUCCGUACGUGCCAAAGAAGUUGAACAUACAUACAAUAGCUUUCAUAAAGUACAAAUUUUCACAUGUUUUAGCAUGGGUUUUUUGUAAGCAAUUUAUUGUACGCUUAAGUAAUAUAGAAUGCCAUUUCCAACACGUCACAUUCGUGCACAACUCACUGCAAUUUGCGACCCAAUUUUGCUGAAGUGUCUCACUACAAAAUUAUAAUUCAUGGCAAAAUUACCCAAUUUGGGAUUGCAUCUGCCAUAAUUCAUUAACGUACCAUCCUCAAACAAAAUUCAAAUAUAAUACCUUGGAUUGAAUUGUACACAAAUAUUUUGGGGUAAAUACUUUGCCGUGAAAUCAGUACCAAAAUUAUUCCUGCGCAAACAUACUAAUUUGAGUAAUCUCUGAGUACCAAACCCAUGGCCAAAGCAGCAAGUGGUUUCUCUGAGAAAUGUCUUAUGAGGAGCUGACGGGGCCUCAUCAUAAAACGGGCCUGCAGGCACGCGUGUGCUCCGUGCUUCUCGACCGAACUUUAUAUUUGAAAAAAAAAACCCCGCAUAUUCACGUGACCGUUAACCAGCCAAGAAAGAUGAAAAACAAAGUUCGGUCGAGAACCACGGAGCACACUUUAUUGCACCGCUUUGUCCGACAGUGUCCCGUGAAUUUGUGUUUGUUUUCAAGGCCCCGUGGGAGGCGGUGGCAGGGUAACUGGCGAACUUAAAAAGCAAAGAGCAAUUGCCUUGCAUUGUCACACACACAGGCACCCGGCUCUGCACGCCAAGGCGAGAGGGGGGGGGGGUCAGACAGCAUCUGCAAUCAGACACUCUCGCUUAGCCAUCUCCAUGGCAGCGAAGCUCAUGGUUUCCCCAAACAAAAGGGGAGAGUCGGGUGUUCCGUUUACUGUACAGGUAGCAUGUAGCGGAGCGAGAGAGAGCACACCUGAGAGAGGAGACAGCUUCGGGCUGCUUGAGACCCGUGCGUGACCUUGGGUUUGCCGUUUCACUGCCUGUUCUGAGUCAUCCGGUUACAACUUUGGCAGUGAGGUGAGGAGAAGCACUUUCUGGAACUAAAAGUGAGGCCAUAUGAAGCUCGCCGGCCAAGACAUAGGACUCGGUACCGACGUUCCCAGUCGGAGACGGCGUUACUGGAGGAUGUCCAACAGAUAAGAAUCCACUGAUAAAAGCUAUGAAUAUAGACCACGGGAUUUUCCACGUCCCCAACAUUCAACUCAAGGACCAGCUGGAAGAGUGCAUACAGCUUGACGAACAAGUAUGUCCCGCAACGAGCGCGGGCAGGGAGGGAAGGCCCGCCACUCUUGCGGAUUCACUGCUGGAACCGUUGCCCUUGGUGGCGCUAGACGUGCAUGCCUGGCCCACAGACCGCAUGCGCGAGAUGAUCAAGGAGAAACUCAGGCAGAACAGCAACAAAGUCGCCAUGGCCGCCAGUCCCAUUCGCCCACAAAACCCAGCCGUAUCGGUCACUCACCCCAGUUGUGGGAAGACGGUGCUUUGUUUGGAAGACACUGACGCUGACCAUCGUGGUGAUUCAGCGGGAAAAUUGGCUGGAAAACAACGACUGAACCCCGAGGGAGGAAAGCCAUCUCAUGGCCCCUGCUCCUCCACAUCCACCUCUAACUACUUGAGCUGCACGCCGGCCGAGAUCAAGAGGCAGGCCCUGCGGCGGUUCCACAUCCGGAGACAGAAGAGCAGCCCCGAUCUUACGCGUUUGGGCCGUGACAACGCAGCAGCUAAUGUAGUCGACACUGAACCACGAGAAACACUCUUGGCUUGCCCUUCUGCAGAAGUCUUAACAUGUUGGCACAGUGAGCCCGUGUCUCCCCGGCAGCGAUAUCCAAGAGGCCGGUUGUACAUUCCAACAUUUGAAGAGUUUAAGAGGAUGAGGCGUCAACAGGAAAGUGCCCUUAAGAUGGUGACAGUAGUUCAGCCUGAGGGCCUGAAUGACGAGGUUUCUGAUUACGAAACUGACGUGGGGAAAACCAGUGGACAUUCUCGCGACGAAAGCACAGGUGGUGGGAGAAGCAUUGAAGGGCACAUUGAUUCUAAUCAAAAGCACUUUGGACUCACGGCACCGUUAAAUUACACAGAAUUAGCACAAUGCCGGACACAAAAGGGUGAUGGUGUGUUGGACGUUAUGACCACAGAGUCUGACUGUGGCAGAGUUUGGGCCAAAGGGAAGGAAACUGUGACCGUAUGGGAAGACACUCAGAAAGAUCAACAUGUUUCCAUUGACCACGAUCGCCGUGGAUUUGCUACUAACCCCAGGGGAUCAUUGUUGCAUGGGCCCACGUAUGGACACGGUGCCAUAUCUAUACCUGUCACGCAGCAGGUGACCCCACUGGCAGGCAGGACAGGAAGGCGACCGGGGCAUCGUCCUGAGCAGCAGGGCCACGGAGAGCCACCUGCAGGGCUCGGGAUGAUGGAGGGGCAGGUGACCAAAGUCCUGAGGGACGGGCGGAGAGUAGGCGCCACGGAAGGGAUUCUGGGAAGCACCGGGAAUGGUAAAGAAGGGCCCUCGGGAGCGGCGAGUGUGGGCGAGGGUCGGGUGGAAGGCGCGGAUGGCGAGCGGCGGAGUUCGGUGGCGAGCUGCUGCCUGCUGGGACCCAGCCCUGGGCUCACUGACUACACGACCUGCCUGCAGCGCAUGAAGACUGACAUCCUCGGCUCGGCCAUCCACCUCCUUCGGAAGAGCUGUGCAGGUGAGAAUGAACCCGAGUGCCCGGAGUUAGCUUCUGGCGAAGACGCAGGGAUGGCAGCAGCGGACAUUGGAGCACCUCGGGCAGAAGGAAUGCUUCAGGAGCUGGAGGGACCAUUGGAGAGGCAGGAGUUCCCUAACGCAGAUGAAGAUCACUCCCUCUUGGGACAGAACAAAGAGGGAGAGGAGGAGCUGGUGGCAAGGGCUCCGUGCCGGCUGGGAGCAUACGGAGCCGAAGAGUGGUGCCCAGCCUCAACGCUGCAACGCUCGAGCACAGAUGACGCAGAGGAGGCCCUCAGCCCCGGCAUACCGGGCUCAUCGCCGUGGGUGGACGGUGGCUCAAGGGGGGCCCCCACGCCGCCCCCUCGCAGGCUGCGUUCUCGGCCCAGUGACCCCACCCCCGUCGAUCGAAACGGCAGGAAGCAAGAGGGCCGCACUCGUGAGCGGAGGCACACGCACUCCGGCCACUCCCCCGGGACCGGUGGAGGCGAGGCCUUGUGGAGCCCCCUGCGGCAGCGAAGUUCUGGCAACGGUGGAAGCAGCCGCGUGGCCGAUGGCGGCGAUGAUGGCGGCGAAGGAGCGGAAGGCGGCGGCGGCGGCGGCAUGGAAAGGGCGGCGUCACCUCGCAGCAACAGGCAGAGUCGGGCGAGCAACGCCAGCGUCGACAGCGGGGUGGUCGGGCUGCAUGACGACAUCGAACGGUCGGAGGUAGCGGGGGCGGCGGCGGCGGCGGCGGCGGCGGCACCGUCGUCGUCGGCAACCGCGACGAGAAGCGCGGAGGUGGAGCGUGCGGACAGCGGCCUCGGCUCCGAGGUGGGGCAGCACCUGACCGGCAAAUACCGCGCGCGGACCUCGCCGCCCGCGGUGCCUCGUGGCAGGCACGCCGCCCGUGCGCCAGACGCGAGCUCCGACCGGGCGUGGGCUCAGGCCCUCGCCGAGCCGGAUCACGACAAUGGCGAGGCCGAGGGGAGGGACGACCCGGCUUCCGGCUGGUCCAAGGUCUGGGUCGCGGACGCGCAGCUCAACGGGGAGAAGGCGGCGGAGGAGCAAGAGUCGGGCGCCUGCGUGGACUGCGGGCGCGAGCUGGCGGACGACGGGAAGCCGGGGGCGGCCGCGGCACGCGCGACGGCGACGAUGCGCCGCGGAGAAGAGGGAGGAGGGAGCGCGGCGCCGCGAGGAGUCCCCGUGUGCGAGCGGUGCAGGAAGUGGCGGCGGGAGAGGAAGGAGGCGGUGAUGGAGUUCGUGAAGACGGAGCUGAGCUACGGCGAGGACCUGCGCGUGAUCCGUGACGAGUUUUACCGGCCCAUGCAGGCGGCCGGGCUGCUCACGUCGGAGCAGCUGCACACCGUGUUCGGAAACCUGGCGCAGCUCGUGGAGGCCAACGGCAGGUUCACGACAAGGCUGCAGCAAGCCAUCGGCCGCGCGCACAGCCAGGGGGAUGCGGAUUAUGUGAGCGUGCACGUGGGAGAGAUCUUCCUGGAGUCGCUGGCCAUGCUACCGGCGUUCCGCACAUAUUGCCUGAGGCAGACGGAAGCCCUGCAGACACUCGCCAAUCUGGAGAGGGAGAAAGAGCUGCUCCGGAUAUUCCUGGACGUCUCCCAGAAGGAGAACCCGGCGCUGCGCCGCAUGCACCUACGCUCCUUCCUCAUGGCACCCCUGCAGCGCAUCACCAAGUACCCGCUGCUCUUCACCCGGCUCGCAGGCACCACGGCUACCGCGCACGGUCACCGCGGCAACAGCGACCGAGACAACGACGAAAACGACGACAUCGACGACAUCGACAGCAACGGCAACGGCGGCGGCGCCGGCGGCGGCGUUAGCGCGGUGACCCCCGGCGGCGAGCAGGAUCCCGGCGGUCGGGGCGCACGCGACCGCGGGGACCGGGCGGCGCUCGUGUGCGCCAAGCGGCUGGUGCAGUCCCACCUGGAGCACAUGGACCGCCUGACGCGCUUCGCGGAGGGCCACGGCGGCGCCGCGGGCCCCGCCUGGAGGCCCUUCCGCAGGGACAGCGGCAGGCGGCAAAAGAGCCCCCGCGACCUGGAGACGCUGGAGCUGCGGGAGAUCGCGAUCAGCAGCACCCGCUGGGACUGGGGGCGCACCAGACAGGUUCGUCCUGGAAGGCCGUGUGCAGGUGGCCCAGCCGUGCGACGCGCAGUGGGCGCGCCGGGGCCACCGCUCGCUGCGUUUCCAGCGAGUGCACGCCCUGCUGCUGGUGCUCGUGUCGCGGGGAGACGGCAGCGACGGGUGGGCCGACGCGCUCGCCGCCACCUGCCCGUCGGGCCGCUCCCCGGACCCCAACGAGUGCUCACCGGCCAAGGCCCCCUGGCACAAGGCGGCGACGCCGUCCAUCCUGCGCACGUCGUCUCUCCGCGAGAGCACGGUCCGCGCCGACGGCGCCGAGAGGGCGCAAGCGAUACCCACGAGCGCGUCGGACUGCGCGCUCGCCUCGCUGUGCGGCGGCGGCGGUGCGGCCGACGCCUCCUCCCGGGGGCCGGGGGCCGCCGGCGCUCGCGAGGGCGCCGCCCUGCGCUCGCCCGGCGGGGCCGCGGGGCCGCACGCGGUGCGCGGGGCCUCCCUGGUGCUGGUGAGGGAGCGCGGCGGGGGCAAGCUGAGCCUGCUGCGGGAGCCCCUCAGCCUGGCGCGGUGCGUGGUCUCGCUCGACCCCGACGGAGGGCUCGGGGCCGCCGGAGGCUCGGCGAGGGGCGCCGCGGGGCUCCCGGAGGCCAAGGCGGGGGGGGACGGCGCCGAGGUGGCGCUCAUCGAGCUGCAGGACAUGGCGAGCCGCGACAUGCUGCUGCUGCUGGUGAGCGAGGGCGCCGAGCGCUGGUUCUCGGCGCUCCGGCUGCACAGCCAGGCGCUCGGCGCGUGGAGGCUCCGCCGCAACGCUCUGCCCAACGUCAUGAUCGGGACCAACCACGCGUGUGCCUAGGCGGGGUGGCGGGGAGGACCGCUUCCGUUUGGCGCGUGGCGUUUGACGAAUUUCGCAGGUGCUCAGGAUUCAGCACCGCGGCGGAAGAUUUGAUCCCCGUUGCUGUUUUAAUUGUGCCGCGGUACCUUUCGGUGUCGUUUUAGAAGUUUUGCUGUCCUGCGGUGUCGACAUCACUCGACUGUGAGAAUAUUGUCAAACCGUAAGCUUCAUCAUGCUGUUGGCAGUGGAAGGUUAUAAAUAUGGGCCUGCCCUUAGCAUGGCCGUACUCGCAAGAGUUGUCCUGUUAGCAUUGUCACUUAUGUAUGUGUGUUGAACUUCUUUCGCACCGUAUGUAGCUAACCGCGCUAAUUGGAGGUGCCUUUCAGCAACUACCGUCUUGUAGGCAACACUGCAAGUUCCCUCGUUCCCCUGUUGAUUACUAAUAACACAAAUACCUUGCCUGACUAUAUAUCUUGACAAGAUUUAUUUAAAAAAAUGCACUCAAGUCACGAAAUAGUAUUGUCAUCGCAACUACGUUACAGAAAACAGUGCAAUCAAAUUACUCUUAAGACUUUGCAGUCUCCUUAAGUUGGAUUAAAUAAUGAAUUGAUUACAUGGUGCAUCCUUAAAGGUAUUAUUAUUAGAGAAUAAUUAGAUGGCAGCUUGAGCUACGAUGUUUAUGUUGGCGGUUAUGUGAAAGUUUAAACAAACCAACAAGCUCGAGUGAUCCUCCACCUCUCAAAUGUUUAUACGAUGUGUAUCACCAACACCAUGGCUAACUUAAAGAGGCUUAGAGGGAGGAAACUCAUGAUACAAAUCUCAAAUGUUGCCGAAUUCUAAUGAUGCGGCAUAUCUUUGUGGACAGCCUGUAUUUUAUGCCUGGAAUGUGCAAGUUUGCAUGGACUCUAAAAAGGUGGCUGCAUUAUUUCACAGGUCAGCGUUCUCGUUAUGAUGCAGAGUGGCACAGUGUGCUGACGCAGGUCACAUGGAACACGAUGUGACUGGCAGCUUUUGAAACGCACAGGGGUAGUUGCAACACAUUGCAUUUACCAGCUCAAAAGUUCACGCUUUACCAAGAUACAAGCCCUAAAGCCUGGAAACACUGGGGCGCAUGCAUUGUGAGGACUCCUUUCCACUCUCAUGCGGUUGCAUUGUGCGGGGUUGUGUGACAAUGUAAUUUCCGAAAGCAGAUGUUUUUGUUCAGUCACUGCAUUGCCUUUAAUUGCACAAUUGCCCUCGCAGCCCACUGCAAUCUUUCUUCUGAAACCACGGGCCCUGCAUAUAAUGUCCACUGCCAAGGCUAAUCCACUGUUCCAAGGGGGAAUCCAGCUUCUCGCUGCCGACAGCGACACCGUUAGUGUGUCGCCUGUUUUCAAGGCACUUAAGUGAAACCCGUCCGUGCCAGGCACACCUAUUUAGUCUCACUCGCAGUGGUUUCAUGCGUAAUCUUGGUAAUGGCAUUGACACUUUAAUGGACCAUGGAUAAGACUGUGGUUUGUAUAACUGUGCAGUUGUACUUUGUGCAAUGCAGCUUAUAAAGACUGCCUCAAGCUCUGCUUGGAAUCAUAGUAAAAAGAAACCGACUGUUCUCCCGAUGGCGCAGCUACAAUAGAUAGUUGAAAUACGUGUUACUUGGUCUACGUUGACUUACAAUAUCACAUUUUAUUUAUAACACGAGUUCGUGUCGUCCCGUUUUGAAUGUUCCUGUUUAACAAGCCUCUCUCUCUCUCUCCCCUGACCCAGAACCCCAUGCAUGUGCGCUGCCCACCGAUUGUUGCAAAGAGAUUUGAUUUUGCUUGUGGCAGUACCCGACAGGGUGAAAUCUCACUCGCGCUGCACGUGUACACGCCGCCGCCGUUCUGACAGUAUUAACAUUGUUCCUUUGGAGUGUGACAUCGUGUAUUUAAUGUACGGCAUUAAACCAUUUGCAGGGUCAACGAA
Molecule: messenger RNA, 13351 nt
Organism: Petromyzon marinus (sea lamprey)
Lineage: Eukaryota; Metazoa; Chordata; Hyperoartia; Petromyzontiformes; Petromyzontidae
Source: RefSeq, a predicted model, not a curated record